This is a messenger RNA of Verruconis gallopava, 1010 nucleotides long. RefSeq lists its product as uncharacterized. The record is from RefSeq and is a predicted model, not a curated record. The coding region runs from base 481 to 810 and encodes 109 amino acids. NCBI's taxonomy places the organism in Eukaryota, Fungi, Ascomycota, Dothideomycetes, Venturiales, Sympoventuriaceae. The transcript has 2 exons.
GUUUUUGUUCAGUGCUUCUGCGUGCACAUGACCUCUCCAUUCCGGAUGUAAUUGGGAGUCUUUACAGUCCAUGAAAACGCUCGUGGUUGGGACGGCUGCAUACCUUCUCACUUUGCUUGACGACAGACCCAGCCUUGCCUUGGUUCCACGUCCACCGCGCGCGAAAAGAAUCCGACCGCCUCGACUUCACUUGUGAGGAGUUGCUGGCCUCUUUCGCAAGAAUCGGCCGAUGGCCACAACCGUCCAUGUAGAUCAUUGCAGGAACGACCACGGCAACAAUGAUUAUGAUUAUUGUGAAGGUGCUGACGAAGAGUGGUAUGGCUCCACAUAAGAGCCAAUUUCGAUGCCGCGGACGGACAGCCCCUUGCAUCUCGUCAUCCUGAACUUCUGACGAGGCAACAUUCAUGGCUGCAAAGAUCUUAUCGACGAGAUUGUUGGGAGGAGCGACAACUGGAACACCGAAGGACUCGAUUUGCUGAAAUGCUGUGGGCUUGUACCGUUGUUCACGACCAAAUAAUGCUAGAAAAGUGGAACAGAAACACGAUGCCCGAGCCAUGGACCAGUAUUAGAUUUCAAUCAUCCUUUCUCAGAGCCUAUCUGCAAGUACUUUUUCCAUGCACUUUCCCCCUGCGUAUCCUCAAAAAAUGGUUCUCGCCUCGCGGCUUUUGUCUUUAUGACAUGACCCUCAGAAAGCAACGGGAAGGACUAACUCUGGACAAACCUGGACACAAGUAUGUGUUUGUUUCCUUGGGGCUCUGCUAUAUUAUCACAAAGAAGAUACGAUAUUUAAGAUUUCCAGUCAGGGUUUAAGUCAUAAUGUACUUAGGACCUUCACCGCCUUGCGGGGUUGACUGUAAGCGGUCAGUCGUGUGUCACAGUGGAGACGAAAAAAAAGGAACUGACCCAGUUUAUAUCCUGAGAAGGAUCCUUGAUGUCGCAAGUCUUGCAAUGUAUGCAGCUGGGGGAAAGAUGGUUAGCAGAGUUAUGGCUGUCAAAACUUUGAUUCACUC